This is a messenger RNA of Mucor velutinosus, 1035 nucleotides long. RefSeq lists its product as uncharacterized. Lineage: Eukaryota; Fungi; Mucoromycota; Mucoromycetes; Mucorales; Mucoraceae. Gene Ontology annotation, biological process: regulation of transcription by RNA polymerase II. Gene Ontology annotation, cellular component: nucleus. Bases 1 to 1035 code for a protein of 344 amino acids. Gene Ontology annotation, molecular function: DNA-binding transcription factor activity, RNA polymerase II-specific; RNA polymerase II cis-regulatory region sequence-specific DNA binding. The transcript is spliced from 2 exons. The record is from RefSeq and is a predicted model, not a curated record.
AUGACCAAAAUCAAUGAUAGCUUCAAGUAUCAACAGCAACAACAACGACCACAGCCCCAAAUUCCAAGACCCUUAAACUGCUUCUUGAUGUACCGUCUUGAGAAACAAAAGGAGAUCGUUGCCAAAUGUCCAACCGCAAAUCAUCGUGAUAUCUCCAAAAUCAUCGCUAAAUGGUGGCAGGAAGCAAGUGAUGAGGAGAAGGAACCUUUCCGUGAGAGAGCUAGAAUUGCAAAGCAAGAGCAUAACGCAUUGUAUCCAGAUUAUAAAUAUGCCCCAAAGAAGAAGAUGACUCCAAAGCGGGUUUACAUUCGCAGAAACAAGAAGCAGCAAUUCACCUCCCGUGCAAAGGAAAAUAAUGUACUCAUGGAAAUCAUUUAUGAAGAUCCUACUGCUUUGAAGCAUCUCUCGCCAUCCGACAUCAAGAGCAAGAAGACUACCAGUGCUCCUACACCAUCGAGAGCUUAUGAGCCUCUGUGCCCUGUAUCUGACUAUUCCGCAACUCAAGUCAACGUUGAAGGCGAAGAUGUCUGCUACAGCUCUUCCUGGUCUGCCACUCCUCCAAUGUCUUUUGCGUCCUACCACUCCUCUGUUACUACUCCAUUUGAUUCUCCUCAUGUGAGUCCUUACUCGGAUUACAGUGAGUUUGACAUUUCUAGCCCAGUAUCUUCUUGUGAAACUGCUGGUUAUUACUCUCCAUCUUCAACAACAACAGCAACGACACCUUUCUCUUGUGAUAAUCUCAACUGCGACAACACGCCCUUUAGUAUACUUGAUUCGCCUUUUAUCAGCGACUCAAACGCUUAUGCCACCGAUAUGAACUACGAUAUGGGAAUGAUUGAUUACUUUCACUUUGGUCAUUCCAACAUGGGCAACAUCAACAAUGUCUUUAAACCUGCCACCACUCAAGAAUUCAGCUGGACCGAAUCUUGUGAAGCUCUUACUACUACAGAGCAAUACCCAUUGUGUAAUAUGACGCAGCAAGUAUAUGAUCCUCCAGUCGAAUAUAUCAACCCUGCUCUUUUGCAAUUAAUUUAA